UUGAAUGUGUGCAGUGAAUUCUAAAAAUUGUAAUUAUACAUUUAAUGUUAUCACUGCUGCCAAGCGCUUUAGCGUCAAUUUUUUAAAGAGAUUUAUACGCUUAGUGUUCUGUACAUACGCGCAUUGAGUUAAUAUUCAUGAAUUGACAAAAGUUAUUUGUUAAUAACUAUUAGAUUGGUUUCAAACGCCUUGUUAUAAGUGCGAAGAAAGUGUUGUGAAAUUUUAAUAAUAUUACAAUAAAUUACUAUCAAGUUGAUUACUAUUACAUAUUUAAUUUCGCUAUACUCUUCAAAAUGAGAAGAACGUCGAUUAAAUGCGGUAUAUAAAAGUAAUAAUAUUUCUAUAAAAUGGAAGAUAUAGAGUAUUUGGAAGAAUACGAAGAUUUGGUACUACCAGUAAUUAAUUCAAAUACAGGCAUGUCUAAGCAAUCAAAAACUGUUCAGCACCCGGCAGACGGCGAAGAUUCCUCUUCAAUAGAUCAAGAUAUAUUUGAGAGUUUAUUUGACAGUCGAUCAGAUGACGAAACGGCGGUAGAAAAGAAAGAUCCAAAAUUAAAUCGACGGGAAGAUCGCUCGUCUAUGGAUUCACUUGAUAUGCUAGUAAAAGAUUUGGGAGAGCAACUUCCAACAAGUAGUAACGUAUUAAAUCAAACAGUAGAUAAGAGGUCUCCUAGUAAACCUACGAAAACUAAUGUGAAAGGUCAAACCAAAAAAGCAGGAAAAAAUCAAGAAUUGGAAUCAAAAACCGAUUUAAAAAAUAAAUCUAAUAUUGUGCGUCUUGGAAAAGAUAAAUCUGCAACGGCUGGUAAACCUAUAGAAAAUCAAAACGAACAAGAAUUGAUUUCGUCAACUAGUCGAAGUGGUAACGUUCAAUCAACAUCGAUAAGUCCUAGUUUAGCUACAUCGGCAAAAAAAUUUUCUACAGCUACAUCUUCAACUGGCGUUAACAAAAAGAAAGACCCGGUGCAAACCAUUAUUAAGCCUGAAAAACCUCUUUCAAAAGAUCCAGCAGAUGAUCCAUUAGCUGGAAUCGAUAGUGAUACUGCAUCGGAUUUAUUAGGUUCAGGUUCAUAUACAUUUUCUGACAUGUCGGAUGCUGAUGACUCAUAUCUUUCUCUAAGUGAUAUUGAUAACGAUGAUGAGCGACAACUUUUAGAUGAUUUAAAUCCACCAAUUGAAAACCUUGACCAAAUAGAAAUACCUGCAGUGUAUAAUAGUUCAAGCACACCAUCUUUCAAUGCUCACAAUAUUGAUGAACAAGCAUCAUCAUCAGUUAAUUCCAAUAUAUCACAAAGUAGAAAUGUAUCAAACAGAUCCGAGAAAGAAAAAAUCACCAUUCUUAGUAACGAAGUUUUAGAUCGUCUAGAUACAUCACUACUCGAAUCUCUAACAGGUGUGACCUCAAAGAAAUCAAUCGGUUUAGAUACCAAAAUUGAAGCUGGAACACUCAAUUCUGUGCUACACGAAAUUGUAGAAGCACUACCAGAACAAGAGAAAUCUAUAACCACGACAGAUACCUGUACAACAGACACCACAACAGUUAUGAGAUUUGAUGAUGUGACAACUACAACGCAAGAUGUCACUUCUGUGACAAGUGAUGUUACAAAUUUGUUUAGUAGUAACUAUAAUAGUUCUGAUAACUUAAUCAAACAAUCACAAGAAUCUAAUGAUACGUAUUUUAUUUCAACAAAAGAAGUAUCAGAACAAUCCAAUGUAACAACGACAAUUAUUGAGUCUAAAACUGAUCAAUAUAACCUUACGGACUCUUUAUGUGAUGCAGAACCACUGGCUAAUACGAGUAUGAAACGUACAGAUAGUGAUUCUAAUAACAAAAGGAAUACAAUUUCCGAUACAGAAAAAACUUCACCAUCUAAACAUAAAGCUAAAACAUCUAGGGAUAGUAAAAUAAAUAAGAAAGGAGCAUCACCUAAAACUAAAGAUGAAUCUUUUAAUAUUGGUGUUUCUGAGCUCAAAGAUAUUUUAUUGAAUGAAAGUAGCAUUGCUUCAGAAUAUAAUGAUGAUGUUACGACUCUUCAAGAGAUAAAGGAUAUUUACGAUGAAAUUGACACACAACAGAAAACAAAUCAAAUAAAAGAAGGAAAGGGAGAUGUUUUACAAGAUGUGGAAAACAAAUCUUCAGAAGGUGAAACAAUUUCGACUACGAAAGACUUAGAGCCAUCAAUUGAAUUUAAAAAAACAAGUUCCAAAGUUUUAAAAAAAGAUUUUACAGACUUUGAGAAAAAUUCAGAAGAAAAAGAAACGGGAACUAUGAAGAAAACUCCCAUAAAGGAUGUAAAGCAGAGUACGUCGCAGGUAAACAAAAAGGCUUUAGACAGAAAGAGAUCUGUAGAAGUUACAGAGGUGACAAAUCGUUUAAACAAGGAUAAAAGUGUAACCUUUCCGGAUUCAAAGGUGGAUACUGAAAAUACUAAAAAGGUUUCAGAAGAUAAAUGUUUGAAAAAUGUAAAAUCAGCUUCACAUUUAAAUACUUCUAAAAUCAAGAAGGAUCAAAGCAAUAGUGAUAAAAAGUUAAAUAAGGAGAAGAGAAAUGAGGAUAAGACAAAUACAACAGACAGUAAAGAUGCCAAAAAUUCAAAUUUAACAUUAGUAUCAAAUACGGCAAACAAUGACAUAAAUGAAGAAGAACAAAUAACGUCACAGGAGGCGGUGGAGGAAACUGAGACAAAUAAAAAGUCGGCUUUAACAUCGAAUACAUUAAAAUUUGAUAAAACAAAUAAAGAAAAACAAUUGACGUCUCAGGAGACUAGUAAAGAGUUGGAGAUUAAUAAAAGGUCAACUUUAACAUCAGAUACACAAAAAAAUAAUAAAUCAAGUAAAGACAAAAAAAUGACGUCACAGGUAACAAUUAAGGAUGCCGAAGUUGGUAAAAAUACUUUUUUCAGAAGUAAAGAGACAUCACAUUUAAAAUCUAAAAUAAAUUCACCAAAACAAGAUAAAUAUGCAGCAAAUGAUAACAAAAAAUCUAUUCCAAAUGAAGUGAAAAGAAGCUUAGAUGUUAGUGAAACAAAUUCACCAGAAAAUAAGGAAACCACAAAUCUAAAAUCAAAGGAUAGUUCCAAGUCUCCAUCAAAAUUAGUAAAAGCAGCACAAACAAAUGACGAUAAAAAAGGAAAUUCUAAAGAAUUAAGAAAGGACAUUGAUGAUAAAAGAGUAACUUCUUCAGAUAAUAAAGACGUUAUAAAUAAAUUAUCGAAAGAAGAAAACAUAAGCCUAUCCAAUGAAGACAAAGUUAAUUCAAAGGAGUUAAAAAAGGACUCUUCAAUGGAAACUAAAGACACAAAAAGUUUAAAAUCGAAAGAGAAACUUGAUAUGUCCAAACAAGAAAAACCAAUUCAAAAAAUUGUGGAUAAAAAGAGUACUGUAUCACAAAAAUUAAAGACUUCUACAAAUAAGAGCGUAAAAGAGAUUUGUAAUGUUGAAACAAAAAAUAUUUCUAAUAUAGUUGAAAAAAGUAUAAACGAAGUAGAAAAAAGUAGAACAAAAAAUAAACAAGAAAAAAAUGACGAAAAGAAAGAUAUGAGCACUAAAACUGAAAUUCAGUUAUCAGUAUCUAAGGCUAAAGAAGAAGAAAAAAACGAAAGUAAAGGUUAUAGUUCUUCAAAGGAUGAAGAUUCAGAUAAUCUGAAGUUGCAAAGCACAACCAAAAAGUUUAUGGAGAACAGAGAAGAUAAAAACAAAACUACUCCGAGAAAAAAAGAUGAUCAAAAUAAUAAAAAGGAUACUAUUAAAGACAGUCGGAAUGUAUCACAGCAGGUACAAGAAAGUACUAUAGGUAAUCAAAAAACUGAUAAGCCGACAGCUAAUGAAAUCUUAAUGUUGUCAAAGAAUACCAAGGGAUCAAAAGAAAAAGUUUCAACAAAUAUUUCUGUAGUGACGAGUGAACCACAUAGAAGUAGAAAAAUUGAGAUUAGUAUAGCUCAGUCACCUUCAAAAACUAGAAACCCUUCAGAAUCACCUAAAAGAGCAAAUACUCAGGUUAAAACAAGAGAACAAUUUAAAGAACCUGUUGAGAAAUUACAUAAAUCUGGACAGGAUGUGCAAAAACCUACUUUUAGAGAAUCAUUUCAAAAGUCACCUAGUAGGGAACAAUUAAGUAAGUCCAGAUCUUCUUCUAUGAGUAGCGAAGAAAAAUUUUCAGUUGGAAAACCAUCUCCAACGCAAAACAGAAAAGAAACCCAAGGUAAAAAAGUGGAAUUGAAUAAAUCUCAACAAAAAAGUGAACAAGGUAGAAAAGGGAUUAUUCCAAAGCAAAACACAAAACCCGUGUUCAAUCAACAUGAAUCACCAUCCCGAAUGAAAGUCGAAACAGAGAAUAAAGAUUCACGACGAUCGAAUUCGCAAACAACCAACACAAAGUUAUCAAUUGAAAACAGAGAUUUACGACGAUCAAAUUCACAAACAACCACCACAAGGAUAGAAACUGAUAAUAAGGAUUUACGUCGAUCGAAUUCUCAAACUACCAAUAAGAGAAUAGAAAAUGAGAAUAAAGAUUUACGACGAUCGAAUUCCCAAGCAGUCAACACAAGAAUAGAAACUGACAACAGAGAAUCACGACGAUCGAACUUUCAAAGUACCAAUACGAAAAUUGGAACUGAGAAUAAAGAUUUACGGCGAUCAAACUCCCAAAUCAAUAUAAAGUUAGAAACUGAUAAUAGGGAAACACGACAAUCCGAUUCCCAAACAACUAAUGUUAGGAUGGCAACUGAGAACAAAGAUUCAAGACGUUCAAAUUCACAUACUAUGAAAAUGGAAACUUUAACUACUGCCGUUAAUAUUAAAACUGAUAAAAUUUCUCUUCGAAAGUCAGAAAUAAAGGAGCCGAAUCCGUCAUCAACUAUAAAACCUACAUUAAAUGUUGAAAGCAGUAGUUCAAAAAACAAAAAAUCAGCAAUACAAACUAAUAUUGAGGGAAGUGAUGAUAAAAAUGAGAUAACACCUCACAUUAAAAUUCUAAAUAAAUUUUCAGAAAAAAAAUCUGAGUCUAAAAUUCUUCCAAUGCCAUAUGAAAAUCCGCAAACCAUUCAAAAAUCUGUUAGAGACACUUCAAGAGAGUCGCAUAAAACUCCUGUUCAAAAAAUAGAAAAUAAAACUGAUACUUUAAGUAAAACAGAACCAAAAGUAACACUUAAUGUUAAAAAAAAUCAAACUCCUCCACAAAAAAUUGUAAUUAAGAAAUCAAGCUUAGAAUCCGUUGCAAAUAAAAUUACUGAAACACAAGGAUCUGAAGAAGAAAAAGAAAUGAAAGAUCUUCAAUCCGAAAAAGAUGCAAGAGAAAAGAAAGAAUCAAAAAUGGGGAAAGAAGAUCUAAAUAUUUCAGUAAAAAAUGAUAAUUCUUUUGAUAAAGAUAUUAAAAAAGGGACAUCAAAUCCGGUAUCUGAAGAUAAACUUGUUGAUAAUAAAGUAGAAGAAAUAAAUGCUGUAUCUAUUCCAGUAGUAACUAAAAUUAAAAGAGAUUUUAAUACUCGAAGUAUUAAGAAUUCAGACAAAGAAAUAGAAAGUGAAGAAACGAGCAAAGUCAAUACAUCGACAGCUAAUGCUACAAACACUAAAAGUAUUGAAAAGGAACCUUUAAUUAAUAAAAAUAAUGAAACAAACAAAGAAGAUGAAAUUGUGAAAGUUACAAAGGAUUUGAUGGGAUCUACAUUAUUGGUUUGUAGUGUUAAGCUAGCGAAAAAUUCAUUAGAGGAUAUUAAUAAAGCUACAGAUAAUGACAAAAAUGACAGUGUCAUCAAAGAAGACGGUGAUGAAAAAAUUGAAAAACAUGUAGAACAAUUAAAAGAUGAAAUUGACUUAAAAACCACAAAAACUGUAUCAUCAAAACUAGAAAAAGCUGAUAAUACUGAGGAUAUUGAAAAAAGUAAAUUAAAUUCAAGUAAUCCCACUCAAACAUCUGAUGGUGCACAAACUAAAUUAAAAUCUGACAAAAUUGAUAAAAAUUUGAUGGAAAAUAAUGAAGAAGUUAAUAAGAAUAAUACUAAACCAAUAAGAGGAAUGAGAAAUUUAAGGGGCAAAGCGGACGUAAUUGUUAAUAUAUCUCCUAAAUUGAAAACAAAAAUAGAAAGUACCACUGAAACUUCACAAAUCAACACCAUGUUCAGUCCAAAAACCUUGAACGAAGAGCAUAGUCGCAAACACAGAGAACAAGAAGGUAUGGAUAAGUCAAACAUAAUUGAAGGAAUUGAUCCUUCAAGACGGUCCUUGCGGAAACGUGGAACGGAUUCGCCUAUGGAAUUAACUGAUGCAAGAAAAAUAUUUAAAGAGCCCACAAAUACAGAUCUUGGAAGAAAAGAUUUAAAUGUGCGUAUAGAUUCUCCAGCACCUGUGAAGCGCUCUGCAGCUUUAAUGGAUAGUAUUGCAACAAAAAUUUCAGGUAAUGAAGACCAACAUCCAGUAAAGCGUCAAAAACUUGGUAUUCGUCGUGAAAUCCGCGGUAAAAGCAAGGACUUUCAUUCGAAAACGAUUACAGCAGAAGAGAUUGAAAUGGUUCCAUCAUCUACAGUAAGUGAGUUGUUAUCAUGCAAUAAAACAACUGAAAGAAAUUCUGAUACAACAUAUGUAAGAGAAACUAGAUCUAGUAGUUCAUUGUCUAUAGUUGACGCUAAUUUGUCAGAAUCAAAGGAUAAGGAUUCGUCUGCGGAUAUAGCAAAAAAUAUAAAAAGUCCUUUGGAAAGCUCGAAAAAGAUAUGCCCAGAAAUUGAAACAAGUGACACAAUAUUUUCUCGCAAUUCUAAUGAAGAAGUAGUGCCUAGGAAAUUAACGAGAUCACAAGCAGCGUCAAUAGUUGAAGAAGACAAAUCUUUAAAUUUUAACAUGCUAACCGAAAACAUACUGAAAGUUGGUUUAGAGGAUUUGGAUAAUUGCAAACAAGACAUCUCAAAUAAAAAGAAUUUACGAUCAAAAAUAAUAACUAUAGAUGUAGUUAAAUCGUUGGAAGACCGAACAUUAAAUUAUGUUGAUGAAGAUACUUCAACUGCAUCGGAAACUUCCAUUAAUCCAAAGAAUAUUGAUUAUUUAGUCCAAGGUAAUGAAGAAGCAAAAUCUGUUAAUUAUGGUGAAAAUUCAGAAAAAAUUUCAAAAAUGAACCAUUUAGUAGAUACAAACGAAGCUAAUGUUUCAACAGAAAAAUUACAAUCAGUAGUAACAGAAGAAGCUUUAGGUAGUAACAGCGAAAGAAUAGAAAUUUGUGUAGAAGGAGAUAGAAAAGAAAAAGUUGAUUCUAGCAAAGUUUCAACUAUUAAAAUAUUUUCUGAUUUUGAAAAACCUAAACGUAUUAAAGAAAUCGACAUUCUUCGCGCUUCUAUGCCAUUAGAAAUGAGAGAAAGUGGUUUUGAAAAUAUGUAUAGCGAAGGAAAGUUAAGAACAAAGAGCUCAUUAUCAGUAGUGUCACCUGUCCCAAAUGAAAGAACUAGAAUUAUUAAAAGUCGCAUAAUACCAGAAAGGCCUGCAUCAUGUGUUUCUCAAAUAAAAACCAAAUCUGCAAAACAUAAAAAGCAAAGUCAACAUGAUAUCUCUAAACCGAAGCAAUUAAAGAAGCUACGUGUUCGAAUCAAUCGUAGUAUAGUGGAUAAAUAUUUAAAGACUAUAAAUAAUACUAUCGAAAUCACCAAUAAACUGGAAGUAAUUGCAAACACUUCAUCUACCAUUAGAUCCAGAUCGAGACAUCUAGAACGAGAUGCGAAAGGACAUUUUUCAAAAUCUGUCUUACCAAAAACUGUUUUACCAAAAACAGUUUUACCAAAAACAGUUUUACCAAAAACUGUUUUACCGAAAACUAAAACUACGAGUGAAGCAAAAACAGAACUUGCUAAUUCAGCUGGUACCUCAUUUGUUUCAAAGGCUGUUGAAGCGGCUGCAGCUUCAAAGGAGGUAAUAGAUAGGAGAGCAGAAAAAACACCAUUGGUGCGAUUAUCACAAUUAAAUACACAUUUGCGUACAAGGAUUUCUGAAGUGUCGAAGGGAGUACUUUCCUUUCAACAACAGCAACCUCAGUUGCCAGACUUUAAUACACCAACAUCCAGUCAUCAACCAGAAGAUGUUAAUAAACGUGUUAAAACGGAUGACGAAGACGGUAAUCUUUUAACACCAUUAAAAGCAACUGCUUUCACUACUCUACGUAAGCAGGUAACUGAUGAAGAAACGAAACCAUUGCAACAGCAGUUACCUAAACGCGUUUCGACAUUACAGGCACAGAAUAAAGAUAAACCUAAAAAUAAAUUGGAUAAAAACGUUUCGACACCAGCAUUACCAACGCAAUCACCAGUGUUAGCGUCGCUAAUAAAUGCCAAAUCAACUUUGCCAAGCUCAGUAUUAAUUGAGCCAAACAAAGAGUUCACUGCAAGAAUUAAUGCUUCUACUUCUGCAACAUUGAAUAUAAGAACUCCAAAUACUACAAGCCCCAAAGUUUUACCAUUUAUAGAACCAAAACAAGAAAUUGAAGAAUAUAGUUCAAGUGCUUAUAAUAUAAAUUCAACUCCGACAAGUAUUUUACCCUCUACAGCAUCAAGUAUUUUACCUUCGAGUCACCAAUCGACGCAAUCUCCCGUUGCUACACUACCAACUACAACUGGUAUAUCUCCUACUAUUGUCGACGCGAAUGGUACACGUCUUUAUUCGUUCUUACAUCCCGCAAAAUAUAAUCGAGGUUAUGGUGGUGUAUUAUUAGAUUAUUGUUGUCCUAAUUUGGAUGGCCCAAUGCCAGCAAUUGACCCAACACGUAUACAUGCUAGGACACAAGCAGUUGUGCGAGAACUACCUGCUUAUAUUGUGAUGACUACUAAAUUGAUAACACGUGCUGAUUUAGAAACUGAUAAGAACUCAAUUCCGGCUUCAAUAAGGCACAAGGUAGAAAUGCUUACUGCUAGUUCUAGCACCCCAGCCACUUCAACACAAGGCCCGCCUGCUUUACAACCAUUACAACCAUCUCAUUUAUCAUCUACAAUUAAUGCUUUGCAAAGACAAUUACCAUCGACAACAACACUAACGCCCAAAAAUAUUAAAUCUCUUCAAUCGGCAAAUAUAGCUGAUACACCCCCAUCUCCUGCAACUACCAGCAAUUUAAAAACUCCAGUUUCUUUACCCGAAUAUCAGCGCUCACUAUUACGUUCAAGUGUACAACGUUUUGAUUUAACCUUAACAAAAUUGAUCCAACUUAAUUUAUCAAAAAUGUCCUUUAGCGAACGGCAACGCGUUGUUGAUAGUUUAUCAAAUUUAAACAAAUUCAGUUCAAAAGAUAUUGAUUGUGCUGUCCGCCUCAUGGAAGAAUAUAUGUUGAUAUUAAACACUCCACCACCAAUUAUUCCAUCUAUUCAACCUACAACAUCUUUAACUGCUGUGAAAACAAGCACACCACAGCAAAAAGAGAUUGUAAACGAUAUGGCUAGAAAGACGAAAGCACCACGUCCCCAACAGCAAAGAAAAAUGCCAGUACAAAAACAGCAACCUCAAAAGGAACAACAUAAAAACAAUGAACAGUACUUGCCUAUACUUGAUGCUGAUCAAAAUAUAAUAGGGUUCAAAUAUCAAGAUGUAUCUUCAACUUCCCAAGUAACGAAACCUACAAUGUCAACACGUGUUGAGCCUUCAUCAACAGUUCCAGAUUUAAGAUCCUCAACCAUAAAGAAUUUAUUAAAAAAAUCAAAUGCAACAACUAAAAAUUUGAAACUGCCCGCUCAAGAAUCGCCACGUAUUUUUUAUGCUAAACCGCCUUUACAGUCCUCUACUCCGAUUCCAUCUAAAUCAACUAAUACAUCUUUAUCCUUAAGAAGUAAUCAACGGAGUUGCUUACCUUAUCGUCAGUUUAAUACGCCACCAACGGCAACCACAGUGACAGGACCACCACCACCGAAACGUCCAGCGAUAUCAGCUGCUCCAAUAUCUUCUCUUAUUAGUGGUACGCCUUUUGGAUCACUCUCGGUAACAUCUCCAACUAUGACACAAACAACAACAAUAGCUUCGAAGUCAGUGAUAUUAGAAGCAACGCCAAAACGUACUACACGAACUGCGGCUGCUGCUGCAGCUUCAACUACGAAAGUAAUUAUAAUCACUAGCGAUCAACAAGCAGAUGAAUGUAUACUACCAGAUGAUACAAGGAGUACUGCGAUCAAAAGUGAAAAUAUUGAUGAAGAUUUCAUUGGUGGAAAUUAGUUUUUAAAAUAUGAUUAUUAUUAUUAUAAAUUAAUAACAAUUUAAUGCAUCUUUAUUUAAUGACUUUGUUAAGCAACAUAAGUUUUACUUAUUUAUACGAGAAGUAAGAGUAAAACUUU
Molecule: messenger RNA, 10282 nt
Organism: Teleopsis dalmanni
Lineage: Eukaryota; Metazoa; Arthropoda; Insecta; Diptera; Diopsidae
Product: sporulation-specific protein 15-like
Exons: 16
Coding region: 348-10163 (3271 amino acids)
Source: RefSeq, a predicted model, not a curated record